Molecule: messenger RNA, 790 nt
Organism: Hydatigera taeniaeformis
Lineage: Eukaryota; Metazoa; Platyhelminthes; Cestoda; Cyclophyllidea; Taeniidae
Source: the annotation of a GenBank genome assembly
CAGCAUUUGCGAAGGUAUUUAUCGCGCUAACGCCCACAUUCUGGAGGUUGAAAAUACUGGUCAACCAUACCCGCAGCUAGUUGCUGUUUCGAAAACAAAGCCUCCAGAACUUGUUAUAGAAGCAUACGAUGCUGGCCAAAAAGUGUUUGGAGAAAACUACCUUGCCUGCCCGGAAAUACGAUGGCACUUUAUUGGGAAACUACAGUCUAACAAAGUGAAGCUGCUUGCUUCUGUUCCAAAUUUGGCCAUGGUGGAGACCAUAUCCAGCUUCAAAAUCGCAAACUUACUCGACAAUGCCUGGAAAAGGGUGUGUAGCAGACCUCUUGAUGUCUUAAUCCAAGUCAACACCAGCGGGGAGGAGCAAAAAGGUGGGGUUGUUGUCUCGGAACUUGUCGAUUUAUACAAAGCUGUCUCUAGUAGUUGUCCGUACCUUAAUUUGUGCGGAUUAAUGACGAUCGGAAGGUACGGAUAUGACGAGAUUUCCGGACCUAAUCCCGAUUUUUCGUGUCUGUACGAUUGCAGAAAUAGAGUGUGUGAUGCACUGGGCUUACCGAAACAUUCGCUUCAUUUAAGCAUGGGAAUGUCCUCAGACUAUGAAACUGCUGUAAUGAUGUUUGACGGUGAAAAGUUUCCAGUUGGACCUGAUGGUAAACCUCUGAAGCCUUGCUGUGCAUGCCCCGACACUCGAAAGGCACGGGACGAAUGUAUUGUGCAGCGCGGGGAAGAAAAUUGCAAAGACUUGAUUGAAGCGCACUUGGCCUGUCUUCGUUCUCUUGGCUUUAGGAUCUAG